Physella acuta is the source of this 1849-nucleotide messenger RNA. RefSeq names its product obg-like ATPase 1. Gene Ontology annotation, cellular component: cytoplasm. The record is from RefSeq and is a predicted model, not a curated record. Lineage: Eukaryota; Metazoa; Mollusca; Gastropoda; Physidae. Gene Ontology annotation, molecular function: GTP binding; ATP hydrolysis activity; ATP binding.
AUGAACCGGAACUACACCACUGUUAUUGUUGCCAUAUUGGGAAAUACACGCGUUGCGGUACUAAUUCGCUGAACGUAAAGAACGGUAGUUUGAUUAGUCCAUCAUGCCACCCAAGAAGAAGGAUGAGUCUGACAAGCCACCACCACUUAUCGGUAGAGUAGGAACCAAUCUCAAAAUAGGCAUUGUUGGUCUGCCUAACGUAGGAAAAUCUACAUUUUUUAACUGUCUAACAAAGAGCCAGGCUCAGGCUGAAAAUUUUCCCUUUUGCACAAUUGAUCCAAAUGAAAGUCGUGUCCCUGUACCAGAUAAAAGAUUUGAUUUCCUGUGUGAAACUUAUGAACCACUCAGCAAAGUGCCAGCAUUCUUGAAUGUUGUUGAUAUUGCUGGUCUGGUCAAGGGUGCCCAUGAAGGAAAAGGACUUGGCAAUGCUUUCUUGUCAAACAUCAGUGCUUGUGAUGCCAUAUUUCAUUGUAUCCGUGCAUUUUCUGAUGAAGAAAUCAUACACGUAGAAGGGGACGUAGAUCCUGCCCGUGAUCUGGAAAUCAUCCAUGAUGAGAUCCGUUUGAAAGAUCUGGAAUAUUUGAACAAGCAUUUGGAACCUCUAGAGAGAAGUGUGACAAGAGGUGCAGGGGACAAGAAGAAAAAAGAAGAGUUUGAUGUUUUAAAGAAAGUUCAAGAAACACUGAAUGAUAACAAGUGGGUGAGGAAUGUGGCUUGGGAUGUGAAAGAGAUUGAAGUACUUAACCAGCAUCUGUUCCUAACAUCCAAACCUGUGAUUUACCUGGUCAACUUGUCAGAGAAAGAUUACAUUAGGAAGAAAAAUAAAUGGCUAUUAAAGAUUAAAGAAUGGAUUGACGCUAAGGACCAUGGGGCUACUGUUAUUUUAUUUAGUGGGGCUCUAGAGUCAAAGCUUUUAGACAUGGCCACACAGGAGGAAAGGGAUGCUUAUCUCAAGGAGCAUGAAACAACCAGUGCUUUAGAGAAAAUCAUUGUGAAUGGCUACAAGGCACUAAAUUUGAUCUAUUUCUUUACAUCUGGUAAAGAUGAAGUUAAGGCAUGGACAAUUCAGGUUGGAACAAAAGCACCUGGGGCAGCUGGUAGGAUCCACACAGAUUUUGAAAAAGGCUUCAUCAUGGCUGAAGUAAUGGCCUACGAUGACUUCUUUGAGCUGAAAUCCGAAGCUGAAUGCAAGGCCCAUGGCAAGUACAAACAGAAGGGAAGAGACUAUGUUGUACAAGAUGGAGAUAUUAUUUUCUUUAAAUUUAAUGCUGGGGCUGGUUUGUCAGGAAAGAAGAAGUGAUUGUAGAAAAAUUUUAGGUCUUUCACAUUUUAUUGAAUUGGUUGGCUCAUGGCCUUGUGUUGAAUGGAAGGCUUUUUGUUGGUGUUAAAUUAGCUGUAAUAAAUAUACAUCUUUUUCUUAAAGAUGGCACUGACAAAGCAGCUAAUUAACUUUCUGAGUUAUUUUUACAGUUAUACUUCUGUUGAGUGUAUAACCUGGUUGAUAACUUCACUUUUAAUUUGAGUGUGAAUGUGUUUGAUUCUUGUUAAAUAUAAAGUGAGGAAUACCUGUAGCUUGACAAAUUGUUUCUCUUUAAUUUCCAUGUCAUUGUUUUACCACUUAGCAACAGCUAUUGAAAGUUAGUGAAUAAGUUUCCUUUAGUAAAUAUUUAUUAUAAAUUAGCUUUGAAGCUAAAAUUUUGAUUAUAUUAGGUUUUUAAUUGUAGAAAAUGUUUGUAGAAAUUUUCAAGUUAUUCAAAAGCUUCCUAUUUUAACUUUGUAUUUAAAAAAUCAGUAAGUUUCUGUAACAUGUAUUUAUUUUUUGAAUUUAAAAAUAAAAUGAAUUCAUUUA